Pocillopora verrucosa is the source of this 2630-nucleotide messenger RNA. RefSeq names its product guanine nucleotide exchange factor for Rab-3A-like. Gene Ontology annotation, molecular function: guanyl-nucleotide exchange factor activity. Gene Ontology annotation, biological process: exocytosis. NCBI's taxonomy places the organism in Eukaryota, Metazoa, Cnidaria, Anthozoa, Scleractinia, Pocilloporidae. Gene Ontology annotation, cellular component: Golgi to plasma membrane transport vesicle. The record is from RefSeq and is a predicted model, not a curated record.
AUACGUAUAUUUGUGUCGUGUUGUUUAGGGUUUUGUUCGAAGUGCACUUAAUUUUACGGCUUAAGCUGCCAUUUGACUCAGCAGCUGGUCUUUUUUAUUUACAUAAGAGCGUUUGGAAGACUAAUUGUACUGGAUAAUACACCUUGGGAACUAAAUAUUGUUUACAGCGUCCGGCAGGUUCGGGAAAGAUCGGAUGUCACGAAUUCGUAUCAAGUACAGAGAGGCACAUUGUAAAGUCGUUGAAUUUGUAUUGCUUCAAGUGUGCUUUAUUGGCAGGCGUUGGUGUUUCGAGUUUUGAAUGCAAAUCAAAUCUGAGGUAAUCAUCUGGACUCGUUCAACCACUGCGGUUUCGAAAUACGUCGACGUAACAACUUUGCCAAGAUAAGGAGUAAGACGCCGGCUUUUUGGUCAUAAAUUAUUUUUGAAUUUUAUCAUUUGCCGUGGACUGUUGCGGUUUUAUGCAAAAAUAUCGACCUCUAUAAAUAUACCAUGAGCAGCAUUUCGGAUUAAUUCACGCCACAGUGUUGUUGACAGAAGUGAGACGACUUUUGUUGUUUUAAUUUACCUUAGUUGUAGUGCGUGCCUUCGGCGACUUCUAGAUGACUGAGGUCCUCUCUGAUUCAAAGUAUUUAUCGCCAGAAGCGAUAUUCCAACGAACCUCCAGUGAACCCGAUAUAUUUGGUACGGCUAUAAGGCAAAGGACAUGCAGCAAUGCUUCACAGUUGCAAUACAAUAGAGCAAGGGAGCGAUCGAGGGCUUCGUUUACAAACGGAGAAAGAUCUCGUUCGCCAUCCCCAGUUGGUACUUCGAAUGGUAGUGAUUCUGAGGGUCAGAUGGUUGUCGAUGGAAGUACACUGAAUGAAAGUUUCAAUAGUGAAGACUUUACCUUCAGGGAUCGUGCACCAACGUCACCAAGUCGUGAAGAGGUGAAGGCACAGGCUUUUGAACGACUUCAAGAGGAGCUUAAGAAAGCUCAAGAGGAGCUUAAGCUGAAAGAUGAAGAAUGUGAAAAACUAUCAAGAGUCAGAAAUCAAUUGGAAUCAGAGUUAGAAGAACUGACAGCAAGUCUGUUUCAGGAGGCUCAUGCCAUGGUUCGUGCUGCAAAUGUUAAAAGGGCUGCAGCAGAAAAGAGAUUCAAGGAAGCAAAUAACAAGGUUGAAGUUCUUCAAGCAGAAGUGUCUGCUCUUAAACAGUUAGUGUUAACCUCCACAUCAUCACAAAGUCACUCUAGAGGAAUGGGCUGGCGACGACACAGCAGUGAGCACCUAAGCCCAUGUCCAGAUUGUAACUCAUAUGAUUGUGAUGCUGCAGUGACAAUGAGGUUAGAUGGAACAUGUUUGCGUGGGCCACAAAAUGGAAAUAAUUCCCCUUCAGAUGAAUCGGAGGUGGAUGUGAUCCUUUUCCGAGAAUUUUUACAAUGGAUGGAUGAACGUUCUGUUUCUCAUGAUCAGCCAUUUUUAGCCAGAAUAUAUAAAGAAGAUGUUGGGCCAUGUUUAGACUUUCCUAAUAAGGAGCUCGCAUUAGCUGUACAUAGUGCAAUUGAAAACAACACUUUAAUGAUGGAGACAUUUGGUGGCAAACCAGUGUUCAGGAAGUGUGCGCUCACAGGAACGUCUCGAUUUUGUCUUCACCGUGUGAAGUUAUCAGAAAAAGGUGACUGGUAUAACCUCAGUCGCAACAGUAGAGUCAGGAUUGUAGCGGUGUGCGAUUUUUACACUUAUGUGCGUUACAUCCAGCAAGGACUUGUGAAGGCAGACGUAACAGAGAUAUACUGGGAAGUAAUGAGAUUGAGGAGUGAGAUGGCACUCGCGCGGUUAGGAAUGGAGGGCGCAGUCAAGGUUCAAAGAGGCAGCGGUCACUCGUAGCAACGCAUGCUCUCUGAUUGCAAUAACAUUUAGGAUCCGUAAGUUUUGUCAGGGCUUAGAACAAGGCAAACUUCUAUUUUUGUAUGAAAUUGACUUUGAAUACUGCUAUUGAGAGUUGCUUUUAAGAAUGAAUAUGGAAAUUUUUAUCAAUGGUCCUGUGAGAAUGGUUUUCGAAAGAUUUAAUAGAAUUUGUAAGACUUCAAUGUUUCAACUAUUGAAAUUCUUAAAGUAUUUAUGCUUGCAUUUUGUGUUAAUGUAAUUGAAUACGUCAUUUAAGGAGUUACAACGUGAGCAAAAUUCGUGUAGGGAUUUUUAUUCAUUUAAGCAAAGUUAUUAGAAUUUUAAAAUAUUUUUAAGUGUAGAAGUUGUGGUUUUUAUCGCCAAAUGACUGUGUUCGCUUUGGGAUAUUUCAUUUAGAAUCAAGUUAUUUAAACGUAUUCAUGUAGAAUCAGCGUGUAUUAUUAUUCUAGAGCGCUGUUAUUACAUAUAACUCCAUCACUGACAGAGAUUGUUGGACAAGAAUUCUAAGGAACUUUGAAAAGUAGGUUCUCAUGAUGGAGAGGUUUUUUUUAGAGUUGUUGUGCGAUUUUAAUUGGUGAUGAUCCAUUUGAGGUCAGGAAGUGAAUGUAUAUAAAUGACUCAACAAACAAUAUUCUUAAAAUAGUUUUUAUCAGUAGUUUCUAUUUUUCUAUGAGAGGCUCUUUCUCAUUUGUAUAGAAUUAAAUAGACUUUUAAUGGUCUAACAAAACGAAAUAAACAUUUAAG